CGCUCGGCCAGCAACUUUGCCUCCUUGGCCUGCGGCUGGCGCUUCCGGUUCCGGUAGCCGCUCACCGCGCUGCGUCGGCGGCUCAGGCCAUGGCGGGCAGCCGGCUGGAGACGGUGGGCAGCGUUUUCUCGCGGACCCGGGACCUCAUGCGGGCUGGGGUAUUGAAGGAGAAGCCCCUCUGGUUCGACAUAUACGCCGCCUUCCCCCCGCUGAGGGAGCCCGUCUACCGAAGGCCCCUCAUGCGAUACGGCAAAGCCAAAGCUGACAUCCAGGACAUCUUCUACCACGAGGAUCUCAUUAGAGCGAAAUUUUAUUCAGCCUAUGGAUCUGGUCAAAAAGCUUUUGAUCUGUUCAAUCCAAACUUCAAGUCCACCUGUCAACGGUUUGUGGAGAAGUACUUGGAGCUACAGAAACUUGGAGAAACAGAUGAAGAGAAAUUAUUUGUGGAAGCAGGGAAGGCUUUAUUGGCAGAAGGUGUCAUUUUAAGACGAGUAGGAGAAGCAAGGGCUCAACAGGACGGUAGUCACGUUUCCGGGAAAUCUGAACCCACGGGUGUCAAAUUGCAAACUUUGUUGGAAAAAAUCCAGCCUCUGAAGGAAGUUCAACAGGAUCAACCUUCGGAGACACCGGAAGAGCAGUCGAAAGGCCCCUCACCUCCCUGAAGAACUUGUAUACCACACACACUGACAUCCAAACUGUGUUCACUGGGUGAAUAUUGAACUAUUUCCAAUAGUUAAGCUGUGUAAAUGUUUCUGGAUCUCAAAGGCAUUAUGUUUGCUGUCUUUUAGUUCCUGUUGCUAGGUUGUCAUAAAGCUCAGGUUCAUGGUUUGAAAGAAGCAGUUAUGUGAACUUUAGCAGUUAGGAUGCUCUUCAAUAAAGAAUUCCUUAGCUGCUUGUAAUGUAAAUUUACCUUAACAUUGUAAAUAGCACCAGGAAACCUUUGUAAGUACUGUUUGAAUGGGACUCACUCUGAGCAGGUUUGCUUGCGUUUUGGUGUUAACACGUGGCUGGCGCCCUGGCUGGUACAGUGCUGUUGGGCAUCAUGCUGCACAUGGAAAGCUGGCAGUGUGAUUCCCGGUCAGGACUCGAUCCCCGGGAUCCUAGGGGGUGUGCAGGAGGCAGCUGAUCGAUGUUUUUCUUUCAUCAAUGUUUCUAACUCUAUCCCUCUCCCUUCCUCUCUGUAAAAAAACAAUUAAAAAGAAAAAAAAAAAAGACUGAAUCCAGAUGGCAUCUCUUGGAUUGCCAAGAGGGAGCCACCAAUUCAGAUGAUGCUCUCCACUGCCUCCCUGGUGUCGAGCCUGGCUGGUGUGGCUUGGUGGUUGAGUGUUGACUCAGGAACCUGGUUAGGGCAUAUGCCCGGUUUGCGGGCUAAAUCCCUAGUGGGGGGGUAUGCAGGAGACAGCUGAUUGAUGAUUCUCAUUAUUGAUGUUUGUGUUUUUUAAAUAUACUUUGAUUUUUUACAGAGAGGAAGGUAGGGGGAUAGAGAGUUAGAAACAUUGAUGAGAAACAUCAUUCAGCUGCCUCCUGCACACCCCAAAAUCAUUGUACUUGCUGCUAUAGAACUACUUGCUGGAAUCAAACCUGGGACCCUUUAGUCCCCAGGCUGACGCUCUAUUAGCCAAACAGGUUAGGGCACCAUUGACGUUUUUUUUUAAUCUCUUCCUCUGAAAAAAUAAAAAAUAAGUGGCAUAUUGCUCUGAGAUUGUCCCCUUUGCAUUUGUAAUCAAGCUGAGUAGGAAAAGUGGUUUUUAGCUACUGGUAAUAAACUGCUUCAGAAAUUUUUUAUUUUAAAA
This is a messenger RNA of Pipistrellus kuhlii (Kuhl's pipistrelle), 1793 nucleotides long. RefSeq names its product mitochondrial ribosomal protein S23 (gene MRPS23). The record is from RefSeq and is a predicted model, not a curated record. NCBI's taxonomy places the organism in Eukaryota, Metazoa, Chordata, Mammalia, Chiroptera, Vespertilionidae. Gene Ontology annotation, cellular component: ribosome; mitochondrion. The transcript is spliced from 5 exons. Bases 90 to 662 code for a protein of 190 amino acids. Gene Ontology annotation, biological process: translation. Gene Ontology annotation, molecular function: structural constituent of ribosome.